This is a messenger RNA of Candidozyma haemuli, 498 nucleotides long. It is a transcript of the gene MED19, whose product is annotated as Med19p. The coding region runs from base 1 to 498 and encodes 165 amino acids. Gene Ontology annotation, molecular function: transcription coregulator activity. Gene Ontology annotation, cellular component: core mediator complex; mediator complex. Gene Ontology annotation, biological process: regulation of transcription by RNA polymerase II. The transcript is spliced from 2 exons. Lineage: Eukaryota; Fungi; Ascomycota; Pichiomycetes; Serinales; Metschnikowiaceae. The record is from RefSeq and is a predicted model, not a curated record.
AUGACCGAGCCCAAACCAGAUGGCUUGGACAGCUACUACCUUAUAGACAACAAUGCGAAAUAUACCCUGCCGAGUCCUUCGCCUCUAGAUAACCUUCUCAAGUUAUACGGGCUAGAACCUAUAGCGAAAUCGCUUGAACGUACGAAAUCAGAUGGUUCAAAGGGCGUGAAGCUACGCAAGUCUUAUAAGAAUCAUAUCCAAGACCUUCCAGGAAAGCAUCAGAUCCCUCCAGCAAAGGCUGUUCCAGCAGCGCUUUUGGACCCUAACUUGAGCCAGCAGCCAGACCUUAUCCGUGAACUCGACGCCGAAUUGUUGAAUCACGCCUUGAAGUUCGAGAAAACGCCUGUAAAUGGUAUUCCAGGGUUUAAUCCCUCUGACUUGGCUAUCAGCGACCAGCUGACUUUAAUGAGAGGUGACGAUAUGAGUGAGAACGAUGAGACAAAGAGAAAGAGAAAGAAGAAGCAGGCUACCAAUGAGGCUAAGAGACAACAUGUCUAG